UCUUUAUGUGGCACAUUCAGUGAAUGCACAGCGGGGUGGGCGUCCUGGAAGACCGCCAGGUAGACCUGCAAGACCUGGUAGACCUGGUAGACCAAGCGGCCCACGUAGAACUACUAGGCGUACUACCAGACGUACUACGAGACGUACUACAAGACGUACUACAAGACGAACCACAAGACGUCCUACUAGAAGACCUCGCUGCCCAGAUUCAUGCCCAGAUGUCUUUGCCCCUGUUUGUGGAACCGUCAAUCGCGGUGGAAGGAUUAUCAAUUGUAAUUUCAGCAAUCAGUGUCGACUCGCUUCCCACAUGUGCAGAAAGCGGGAGGUUUGGUCAUCGACUAAUGGUAACUGCGCCCAGAAGUCCAGUAACAGGGACUGUAGCUAAGCUGAGAAGACACACUUGAAUAUUAAGAAAGAAACGAGAAUCCUACUAAAAUACAUAUGUUAAAAUAAUGUAAAAAAAAAUAAAAAAAAAUUUGGCUUUUUUAAAAAAA
Drosophila innubila is the source of this 494-nucleotide messenger RNA. RefSeq lists its product as uncharacterized. NCBI's taxonomy places the organism in Eukaryota, Metazoa, Arthropoda, Insecta, Diptera, Drosophilidae. The record is from RefSeq and is a predicted model, not a curated record. Bases 24 to 404 code for a protein of 126 amino acids. The transcript has 2 exons.